GCUCCACGAUACUCCUUGUGCUCGGUGUUGUUCGAGAGCACGCGCCCUAAAAAGUAAAUUCUUCGCGACGAACGCUGAACCUGUUUCAAGUGCAUCAAAAAUUGAUCCUCAGCUCAGCUCACGAUCAGCCUCCGCACUCAACAAGGCGCCUGCCAGUAACGCAAUCAACUCCGCGGGGCACCAGAGUUCAGGUGUACUCGGUUGACAGUGGUAGGGGCAAGUGGGCUAGCAAUCGAGUUCGCAGGCUAUCGAGGGUCGGGUCCGGAGUUGUAAACGAGUAACGAGCUACCGUGCCGAAGAACAAUGCGUAGCCGAAGCAAUUCCGGCGUCCGGCUGGACUACUACCAGCGGAUCGUGCACCGUUUGAUUAUGCGCCACCAGCAACCGGUGACGGGGUUGUUUCCGGCUAGCCCACAGACGCAGCACGCCUGGAUUCGGGACAACGUGUACUGCAUAUUGGCAGUAUGGGGCUUGUCGAUGGCGUACAAAAAGAUUGCCGAUCAGGACGAAGACCGUGCAAAGGCGUAUGAGCUCGAACAGUGCUGCGUGAAGUUGAUGCGUGGCCUGCUUAUGGCGAUGAUGAACCAGAAGGAGAAAGUGGAGCGCUUCAAGACGUCGCAGAAUCCGCUCGACUCGCUUCACGCUAAGUACUCGAGCCGCAACGGGCAGAUCGUGGUCGGGGAUAGCGAGUGGGGUCACCUGCAAAUCGAUGCCAUCUCGCUGUACCUGCUCAUUCUGGCCCAAAUGACCGCCUCUGGGCUGCAGAUCGUCUUCUCACUGGACGAGGUAGCCUUCAUCCAGAACCUCGUGUUCUACAUCGAGUCCGCCUACUGCAUCCCGGACUACGGCAUCUGGGAGCGGGGCGAUAAGUCGAACCACGGGCAGCCGGAGCUAAACGCCAGCUCGAUCGGUAUGGCGAAGGCGGCCCUUGAAGCAAUGAACGAGCUCGAUCUAUUCGGCGCUCGCGGUGGCUCCGGCUCGGUUAUCCACGUGCUGGCGGACGAGGCGCACAAGUGCCAAGCGGUGCUGCAGUCAAUGUUGCCACGCGAAUCGAACAGUAAGGAGCUCGAUGCAGGGCUGCUGUCGGUGGUCGGGUUCCCGGCAUUCGCCUGCGACGAUCCGCAGCUGAUCGAGACGACACAGGAUGCGAUUAUAACGCGGCUACAGGGUCGGUACGGGUGUAAGCGUUUUCUACGAGACGGCUACAAAACGCCGAAGGAGGACAACACCAGGCUGUACUACGAACGCUGGGAACUGCGCAUGUUCGAGAAGAUCGAGUGCGAGUGGCCACUCUUUUUCUGCUACCUUAUCCUGAAUAAGGCGUUCCAGAGCGACAAGCAGGCGGUGGUAGAGUACUCGCAGAAGCUGGAGGAUAUCCUCGUAAAAACGGACGAGGGCAUGAAGCUGGUUCCGGAGCUGUACGCGGUACCGGAGGAAGGAGUGGCGGCCGAGUACCGCGCUUCCGGCAGCCAACAGCGCGUGGUCGUCGGCCGCUGCCCGUUUCUUUGGGGUCAGUCGCUCUACAUUCUCGGCAAACUGCUGCAAGAGGGAUUUCUGGCCGUCGGCGAACUAGAUCCGCUGAACCGGCGCUUAGGUGCUCAGAAGAAACCGGACGUCGUGGUGCAGGUGGUGAUUCUGGCAGAGGACAAUGACAUUCGCGAUAAGCUGGCCGAGCAUGGCAUCCUGGUCCAGACGAUAGCGGACGUGGCCCCGAUUGAAGUACAACCGGCCCGUGUGCUCAGUCACCUAUACACGUAUCUUGGACGUAACAAGAAACUAGGACUGUCCGGCCGUAAGUCGCGUGACGUUGGCAUCCUCAGCACCAGCAAGCUGUACUCACUCAAGGACCGAAUCUUUGCCUUCACGCCACAGUUUUCUGAUGUGAAUCGAUUUUACAUCGCCUCAGACAACGAGCUUAUUAUCGACCUCCUUAAGGGGGAGAUUAACUUCCUGAAGUCGGCAUGGCAGAACCUCCUCGGCCGGCCACUGCUAACGCUGAUGCUGAAAACGGUGCACCUAGACAACAACAAGGUUCCGCUAGCUAUGAUACAGACGAUGAAGAAGCUGAAAUCCGGCUACAUCAGCGGCACCCGAGUGAUCUUGGGUAACCUGGGUGACUUUAUCAACACGUCUGCCAUUACAGACCUUAGCUUUCUCGGUAGCCAAGAAGACGGCUAUCCAGAUAAAUUGAACCCGGCCGUGCAGGCGUACCUGGAUGAGCAUCUUCUACGCUCGUUCAGCCAUCGAGCAUCGACAACGUCUAUUAGGUCUUCCGGUUUGCGCCCGAAGAACCUGCGCCGCCGGAUGUCCGUGAAAGGAGCUAUCAAGAAGACGCGCUCGAUCAACGUUGACUCGGAAACACUCGGUAUGGAGGGCAAUGUUACCGAGCGACGCUUAUCGCACGUCACGCCACAGUGGCUUGAGCCGAAUCAAUCUGCAGUUGCUUCCAGCGGGUUAAUGACAGCCACACAGCCCGCUUCACGCGAUCCUUCGCUGAAUCCGCCGGUUACUGUGCCUGCACCCACCGCCCAGUCGCGGUUCGUCGAUCGUGUCUCCCUAGACGACGACGACAAGAAGCUGCACAUUCAAACGUCAGCAACAGCUGCUAUGCCAAAGAUACAUAUUCAGCCGCUUCCCCGACACCGACCGACAACAGAGACGAAUUUCGAGAACACCGAAGUGGAGGAGCUGAUUGCAAUGUUGCGUGAAACGGAGAGUCUCGAAGAACAGGGCGACAUCUUGCAACACCUGGUCGACACACAGGGGCUUGACUUCAAUACCGAGUUGACCGGUGCCGUUAAUGACGAUUCACCUUCCCAAGGCAUGCUGGAGGAGGGACGAGUCGUAACGGUGCGCGGCCUGCUGAAGGGCCUGUACGAGAAGGCGUGCCAGCAGAAGAUGUGGGGACUGGUACGCCACACAGCUGGCAUGCUCGGUAAACGCGUAGAGGACCUCGCAAAGGCUGUCACGGAUCUGCUCGUUCGGCAGAAACAGGUGACGGUCGGUAUGCCGCCGAACAGUGAGCACACAAUUACGGCUCCGCUGCCCGAGAUGGAGCUACGGCACGUGAUCCAUGAAGCUUACGGGGACGACGAAAGUACGGCCAUGCUUUCACAAGAGCUGCUUGUCUAUCUUGCGAUGUUCAUCCGCACUGAGCCACAGUUGUUCCAUGAGAUGCUACGGCUGCGCGUUGGGCUAAUUAUCCAGGUAAUGGCCAAGGAGCUGUCGCGCACACUAAACUGCGACGGUGAACAAGCUUCGGAACACUUGCUCAACUUAUCGCCGUUUGAGAUGAAGAAUUUGCUGCACCACAUCCUCAGUGGUAAGGAGUUUGCGAUCAACAGUGUCGCCCGGGGAAACAUCUCGAUCGUGAGCUGUAAGUCAAGUCGCGUUAGCAAGCGAAGCCAAAUCGGCAUAGGGGAGCCAGAGGCAGGCGGAGACAGUUCGCUGAUUGACGACCGACAGGGCCAGUGGUUGCGUCGCCGCCGACUCGACGGUGCCCUCAACCGUGUACCGCGCGACUUCUACCCGCGCGUCUGGACGGUGCUGGAACGGUGCCAUGGGUUGGCAAUCGAAGGGCGCGUCCUACCGCAGAGCCUCACACAGGAAAUGACGCCAAACGAGCUGAAAUUCGCGCUUGAGGUCGAAACCGCGCUCAACACGAUUCCACAACCCGAAUACCGCCAGUUGGUGGUCGAAGCACUGAUGGUUCUGACGCUCGUCACCGAGCACAACAUCCUGGCGUCUUUGGGAGAAAUAAUCUACGUCGAGCAUCUGGUGCACAAAGCGAACCAGCUGUUUCUCGAAGAUCAGCGCAAGGUGCACGGUGAUGCGAUGCUGUGCUGUGCGAAGAACAAGGACAUCCGCGAGACAACCACGGCUGGGUUGCUGUUGUGUGGCGGGGCCGCUUACAUCUGUCAACAUCUUUACGACAGUGCACCGAGCGGUAGCUACGGUACGAUGACAUACAUGGCGCGUGCUGUCGCUUCCGUACUUGAUUGUUUGCCGAAACAAGGAGACAUGGAUUGUACCAUUUCGUAAUCGGAUUGGUACCGGUCGGGGAAUUGUAAUCAACUUACGUCAGUGCUUAAGGGAAUUAGAUCCUUCGUUUGGUGUUCGUUUCACCAACGAUAGUAAAAGAAACAUUUCUCUCGUUAUCUACCGAUUUUCAUCCCUUUGGAAUACAGGGAGAAACGCGACUCUCUUAGGUGUAUUUUUAAGUUGACAUAGCUAUAUAUCGUUUUGAAGUAAGGUUUUGUUUCAUAAUUAUGUUUAUCCGGCACUUAACACCCUUCAGUUUCUUAUUUGUUAUAUCUUAUCUAAGCAUCAAGUUGCUCACUUUAUCACCUUGCGCGAAAAUCCCUACAGUUAUUUUUGCUUUCUCUCUCUAUGUGUGAAUUAGAACGGAUUUAUUGGUGAUUAACAGGGAAUGCUGAACUCCGAUGCCACAUAAAAAUGUUAAUGUUUUUGUGUACCAACUACAAAUUCGCUAUGGCUCAUGACUUUACGAUUUUCUUUCAUCAAUACGAACUUUACGUUUUCUAGUUUUCCUGCCAACUACAGGAUAAUGUUAAAAGAUAUUUAAUGCAAUUUAUUGUGCUUAAACGAAUGUUAUAAAAACAUAUAUAGUAUAGGUAUAUAGUCAUGUUGUAGGCCGCUUCUGGUGUAACGUAAAAUGAAUGGCAUGGCAAUAUUGAUACCAUAGUCCAUGUUGGCACCUUUUGGCAAAAUCAUCGAAAUAAAUAGAUAUACAAAGAAAUCCUUA
Molecule: messenger RNA, 4765 nt
Organism: Anopheles bellator
Lineage: Eukaryota; Metazoa; Arthropoda; Insecta; Diptera; Culicidae
Product: probable phosphorylase b kinase regulatory subunit alpha
Exons: 11
Coding region: 304-4041 (1245 amino acids)
Biological process (GO): glycogen metabolic process
Cellular component (GO): phosphorylase kinase complex
Molecular function (GO): calmodulin binding
Source: RefSeq, a predicted model, not a curated record